Molecule: messenger RNA, 2069 nt
Organism: Impatiens glandulifera
Lineage: Eukaryota; Viridiplantae; Streptophyta; Magnoliopsida; Ericales; Balsaminaceae
Product: extensin-2-like
Exons: 1
Coding region: 1-1908 (635 amino acids)
Source: RefSeq, a predicted model, not a curated record
AUGGCUAAUUAUCGGCCUUGGGCACUUUGUGCCUUGGCUAUAUGUUUGAUGGCAGUUAGUGUUUCGGCGGGUUACGAGUAUUCAUCUCCGCCGCCUCCAUAUGUAUACUCAUCUCCACCACCGCCUCCUUAUAAAUAUACAUCUCCACCACCGCCUCCUUAUAAAUAUACAUCUCCACCACCGCCUCCUUAUAAGUAUACAUCUCCCCCUCCGCCACCUUAUAAAUAUACAUCACCACCUCCGCCGCCUUAUAAGUAUACAUCUCCACCGCCUCCACCAUACGUUUACAAGUCUCCCCCACCCCCUCCUUAUAAGUAUACAUCUCCUCCACCCCCUCCUUAUAAAUAUUCAUCUCCAUCACCACCACCAUAUGUCUACAAGUCUCCGCCACCUCCUCCAUAUGUGUACUCAUCUCCACCGCCACCGCCCUACGUUUACAAAUCUCCCCCACCGCCGCCAUAUGUUUACAAGUCUCCCCCACCGCCGCCAUACGUUUACAAGUCUCCGUCACCGCCGCCUUAUAAGUAUACAUCUCCACCACCGCCACCAUACGUUUACAAGUCUCCCCCACCACCUCCUUAUAAAUAUUCAUCUCCACCCCCACCUCCUUAUAAAUAUUCAUCUCCACCACCACCUCCAUAUGUGUAUUCAUCCCCACCACCACCACCAUAUGUCUACAAGUCUCCACCUCCUCCUCCAUAUGUGUACUCAUCUCCGCCACCACCACCCUACAUUUACAAGUCUCCCCCACCACCUCCUUAUAAAUACUCGUCUCCCCCACCUCCUCCAUAUGUGUACUCAUCUCCGUCACCACCACCCUACGUUUACAAGUCUCCCCCGCCACCUCCUUAUAAGUAUUCGUCUCCCCCACCACCUCCUUAUAAGUACUCGUCUCCCCCACCACCUCCUUAUAAGUACUCGUCUCCCCCACCUCCUCCAUAUGUGUAUUCAUCCCCACCACCACCACCAUAUGUCUACAAGUCUCCACCACCACCACCAUAUGUCUACUCGUCUCCACCACCGCCACCAUAUGUUUACAAAUCUCCACCACCUCCUCCAUAUGUGUACUCAUCUCCACCACCAUCACCCUACGUUUAUAAGUCUCCCCCACCACCUCCUUAUAAGUACUCGUCUCCCCCACCUCCUCCAUAUGUGUAUUCAUCCCCACCACCACCACCAUAUGUCUACAAGUCUCCACCACCACCACCAUAUGUCUACUCGUCUCCACCACCGCCACCAUAUGUUUACAAAUCUCCACCACCUCCUCCAUAUGUGUACUCAUCUCCACCACCAUCACCCUACGUUUAUAAGUCUCCCCCACCACCUCCUUAUAAGUACUCGUCUCCCCCACUUCCUCCAUAUGUGUAUUCAUCCCCACCACCACCACCAUAUGUCUAUAAGUCUCCACCACCACCACCAUAUGUCUACUCGUCUCCACCACCGCCACCAUAUGUUUACAAGUCUCCACCACCUCCUCCAUAUGUGUACUCAUCUCCACCACCACCACCAUAUGUCUACAAGUCUCCACCACCACCACCAUAUGUCUACUCAUCUCCACCACCGCCACCAUAUGUUUACAAGUCUCCACCACCUCCUCCAUACAAAUACUCCUCUCCACCACCAUCAUAUGUAUACAAGUCUCCCCCACCUCCAUCAUAUGUAUACAAGUCUCCCCCACCGCCUCCUUAUAAGUACACAUCUCCUCCACCACCACCAUAUGUUUACAAGUCUCCACCACCUCCUCCUUAUGUGUACUCAUCUCCACCACCACCACCUUACAUUUAUAAGUCUCCACCACCACCCACUUACAUUUAUAAGUCUCCUCCACCUCCUCCAUAUGGUUACAAGUCUCCACCACCUCCUUCUUACAUUUAUAAGUCACCACCUCCUCCAUUUUAUUACAAGUGAUCUAUUCCUCACAUCCUUUACUAAGAAAUUGAUGCAACAAUUGGGUUUAUGUAAGUACUACAUUGUAUCUACAUAAGCUAUCUUAUAUUUUACCAUCCUAGUAGGGAUAUCAAUAUAUAAUUAAAAUCGUUAAAGCAUUUUUCAAUGUAACUCAAUUCCUU